CUGGUUAUCGCGUCAUGUUCGCCACUUUGCCUGUUGCGGCCGAGACGGAUGAUUGCGUGGUGGUGUGCCAACUAUCACUACUAUCAGCAGCUGUGCUGUUUGGAUCAAUGCAUUCACUGCGCCUGUACUCUACUGUACAGUAGCCUGCUGGGGCUGUGGCAUCCAAAUGUACAUUGCCUUGUGCUGUGCUGUGCUGUGUGGUCAUCUCCCAUCCAUCGGCCAUAGAGCCGCUAACAGCUGCAAAUGCGUGAACAUAGCCCCCCUGUCAGGAUGCCGGAUAUAUCAUAUCGAUAUAUAUAGAACAAGGGCAGAUUACAGUACUACCACAGCUACGAGUACAGCACCAGCUCAGCACAGUAACAGUACCUGUACAGUGUACAGUGUACGCGACCAGCACCAGCACAGCACCAGCACAGCACCAGCACAGCACCAGCUGUUCAAUAUUGAAUGCUGUACAAUGCCGACCCGUCCUUCCCCAGUCCCAGUCCUUUGUCCCAUUGACAAGCUCCCUCGUCGAACCCGGAGUGCGGCGCCCAUGUACCCGUUACCCGUGCGGUAGACGGAGCGGUACUUUGCCUAGACUUACGCAAGCUGCCCAAUGGCCUCCAAGCAGGGAACGGCCGCCGGAAGCUCCGACGACAAGCCAUUCUGUCACUCGCCGUCUGCUAUUCUCUGCUUUAUGCUUUGUGAUGAAUUCUUUGCUGAGCCGCCCGG
Messenger RNA from Trichoderma harzianum CBS 226.95, 714 nucleotides. RefSeq lists its product as hypothetical. The coding region runs from base 167 to 559 and encodes 130 amino acids. NCBI's taxonomy places the organism in Eukaryota, Fungi, Ascomycota, Sordariomycetes, Hypocreales, Hypocreaceae. The record is from RefSeq and is a predicted model, not a curated record. The transcript has a single exon.